Messenger RNA from Rhopalosiphum maidis (corn leaf aphid), 924 nucleotides. RefSeq lists its product as uncharacterized. NCBI's taxonomy places the organism in Eukaryota, Metazoa, Arthropoda, Insecta, Hemiptera, Aphididae. The coding region runs from base 155 to 457 and encodes 100 amino acids. The transcript has 2 exons. The record is from RefSeq and is a predicted model, not a curated record.
GAAAGUAAUUCAAUUCGCUACUGACAGUACUCCCACUUGAGUACUCGCAUCACACGAUUUGUUUGUCUUCUUAUAAAACACUGCGUUCUUUCGUUAUAUUGUGACUCCUGAGUCAACACAUCGAAGUUAACAACCGUUCUACUAACUCAGAACUAUGCAUUCAUUUAUGACCGUUGUGGUUUUGGGCACAUGCAUGAUGGCUGUGUGCCUGGCAAUGCCUCAAGGCUCUAAAGAUGGAGCUAUUUUCACAAACGAAGCCAUCAGGCAAGCUCAAAGUACACAUCUUAUACCGCAAAAUGCUCAAAUUCAAAAGGUUCAAGAAGGUGUAGAGUUGGUUGCAUACGAGUCGAUACCUGGCUCACAGGCCAUCAACCUGUUCGAGAUCCUCGGCGACCACGUGCCUCCAGAGGUGGUUAGCAAUCUGCAAACUCAAGUUGAUCAAGUUGGAAAACAGUGAAAACAUGAUAAUAUAAUUUAAUUUGGUCUAUACAUAAUAUUAUUUAGUUUGUCUUCCUAAAAUAAGUCUGAGUAACUUGUGUCAACCGCAGUCCGAAUAAUAAUGUUUUUAUAUUUUCUAAUAUUUUUCAACGUUGAAAUCUAUUACAUAUUAUGCAUUUACGUGAUACGAUUCUUAUAUCUUAUGCAAUAUUGUUAUCGAUUAAUUUUUAACAGAGAAAGUGUUUAUUUUUUGACGGAAGUGCUUUCACCCACUGUUUCAUUAUUAUUAAUAUUUUUUUUUUGACAAAUACUUAUACAUAUAUACAUUAUUUAUAUUAACUUUCUAUGCAUGGAUAAUCAUUAUUUAAUGUCAGUACUUAUAUGCCUUAAAGAUAUUACAAACAAUAAACAUGAUCUGUUAUAAUCAAUUUAUGUAGAUAACACUAUAUACGAAUAUACUAUUAAACCGUGUUUAUGUAUAUUUAC